AUGUUGGAGAGUAAUUACACUAUGCCAACUGAGUUCCUAUUUGUUGGAUUCACAGAUUAUCUACCUCUCAGAGUCACACUGUUCUUGGUAUUCCUUAUGGUAUAUACAUUAACUAUGGUGGGAAAUAUACUUUUAAUAAUUCUAGUUAAUAAUAAUUCAAGCCUUCAAACCCCCAUGUAUUAUUUUCUUAGCAACUUGUCUUUCUUAGACAUCAGCUAUUCUACAGCAAUCACUCCUAAAAUGCUGGCAAACUUCUUAGCAUCCAAGAAAAGCAUCUCUCCUUAUGGGUGUGCACUACAAAUGUUUUUCUUCACUUCUUUUGCUGAUGCUGAGUGCCUUAUCCUGACAGCAAUGGCUUAUGACCGCUAUGCAGCCAUCUGCAACCCACUGCUCUAUUCUACACUGAUGUCUAGGAGAGUCUGUGUCUGCUUCAUUGUGUUGGCAUAUUUCAGUGGAAGUACAACAUCACUGGUCCAUGUGUGCCUCACAUUCAGGCUGUCGUUUUGUGGCUCCAAUAUUGUCAAUCAUUUUUUCUGUGAUAUCCCACCUCUUCUGGCUUUAUCAUGUACAGACACUCAGAUCAACCAGCUUCUGCUCUUUGCUUUGUGCGGCUUCAUCCAGACCAGCACUUUUGUGGUCAUAUUUAUUUCUUACUUCUGCAUCCUCAUCACUGUGUUGAGCAUCAAGUCCUCAGGUGGCAGAAGCAAAACAUUCUCCACUUGUGCUUCCCACCUCAUAGCAGUCACCUUAUUCUAUGGAGCGCUCCUGUUUAUGUACUUACGGCCCACGACCCGCUAUUCCCUAGACACUGAUAAGGUGGUGGCAGUGUUUUAUACUGUUGUGUUUCCCAUGUUUAAUCCAAUAAUCUAUAGUUUCAGGAACAAAGAUGUGAAAAAUGCUCUCAAAAAGCUAUUAGAAAGAAUUGGAUAUUCAAAUGAAUGGUAUUUAAAUCAUUUAAGAAUAGUCAAUAUCUAA
Messenger RNA from Nomascus leucogenys (northern white-cheeked gibbon), 975 nucleotides. RefSeq names its product olfactory receptor 5AS1. Gene Ontology annotation, molecular function: odorant binding; G protein-coupled receptor activity; olfactory receptor activity. Lineage: Eukaryota; Metazoa; Chordata; Mammalia; Primates; Hylobatidae. Gene Ontology annotation, biological process: sensory perception of smell; G protein-coupled receptor signaling pathway. Gene Ontology annotation, cellular component: membrane. The record is from RefSeq and is a predicted model, not a curated record.